Messenger RNA from Mus pahari (shrew mouse), 2979 nucleotides. RefSeq names its product zinc finger protein 709-like. Bases 135 to 1733 code for a protein of 532 amino acids. Lineage: Eukaryota; Metazoa; Chordata; Mammalia; Rodentia; Muridae. The transcript is spliced from 4 exons. Gene Ontology annotation, biological process: regulation of DNA-templated transcription. The record is from RefSeq and is a predicted model, not a curated record.
AGGGUGCCGCCAUUGCCGCCCUGUUUGAGUCCUGUGUAGCUGCAGGGAGGCAGGUGCUGACUUGGCCUGGGUCGCUGUCCCUUCUGCUGGCUGUAGGCCCUUUAGAAGAACACUGCUCACGUGCGAAUCAAGAAAUGGAACCAGUGACCUUCGAGGAUGUGGCUGUGAACUUCACCUUAGGAGAGUGGGCUCUGCUGGAUUCUUAUCAAAAGGAGCUCUACAGAGAUGUGAUGAAGGAGACCUUUAGCAACCUGAUCUCCAUAGGGAAAACUGAGGAAGACAAUAUUGAAGAUUACCAAAAUAUUAGGAGAAAUCCGAGCACUCUCAUGGUUGAAGGAUUCUAUGAAUUUGAACGUGGUAUUCAGUAUAGAGAAACGCACCAACAGAUUCAAGAGCAUAUCGUUAAGCAUAAGUACAUACCUCCUGGAAUAGUAGUAUAUGAAAACAGUGCAAGUAAAAAUGAUGUCAUUGGUCUUUCACAAUCAGAUGUGCACCUCAGAGUACUAACUGUAGAGAAACCAUAUGAGUAUCAGAAAUGUAUGGAAAAGCCUAUUAAGCAUAAGAAAUAUUGGAAAGAUUUUGCAUAUUCUGAGUCUUUUCUUACCCAUGAGAAUCCUUCCAAAGAGAAACCAUAUGGAAAUAAACAGUCUAAUGACCCCUGCAGGAGUCUCACUUCUGAUCAAGAUUAUGAGACAACACAUACUGGUGGUAACCUCCAUGAAUACAAGCAACUUGAAACAGCUCUCAUGACAUGUAGUUAUGGUCAGUCAUAUGAAAAAAUACAAACUGGAGAAAAACCAUUUGUGUGUAAGCAGUGUGGAGAAGCCUUUGUUAAUUCCAGUCACCUUAUCAAACAUUAUAAAAUUCAUACCAGAGAGAAGACAUUUGCGUGUAAAUAUUGUGGGAAAGCUUUCAUUCAUCCAAGGGCCUGUUAUAACCAUGAACGAACUCAUACUGGAGACAGACCUUAUGUGUGUAAACAAUGUGGGAAAGCAUGCAUUCAUUCUUACCACCUUCUCCAACAUGAAAGAAGUCACACCCGAGAAAAACUUUAUGCAUGUAAGCAGUGUGGGAAAGUAUUUGGACGUUCUUCAUACCUUCGCAAACAUGAAAGAAUUCACACUGGAGAGAAACCUUAUUUAUGUAAGCACUGUGGAAAAGCCUUCAGUGAUCCCACAACCCGUAACAAUCAUGAAAGAACUCAUACUGGAGAGAAGCACUAUGUUUGUAAGCAGUGUGGGAAAGCAUUCAUUCGUUCCUCUCAGCUUCUGAUCCAUGAAAGAAUUCACACUGGAGAGAAACCUUACUCCUGCAAACAUUGUGGAAAAGCCUUCACCUAUUCCAGUGCCUGUUACAUUCAUGAGAGAAUUCACACUGGAGAAAAACCCUAUGUUUGUAAGCAGUGUGGAAAAGCAUUUACAUGUUCCACAUACCUUCACAAACAUGAAAGAAUUCACACUGGAGAGAAACCUUAUUCAUGUAAGCAAUGUGGGAAAGCCUUCAUCCAACAUAGGGCUUGUUACAAUCAUGAAAGAAUUCACACUGGAGAAAAACCCUAUGUGUGUGUACAAUGUGGGCAUGCAUUCACUUUUUCAAAAUCCCUUCAAAUACAUGAAAGAAACCACACUGGAGAGAAACCAUAUGUAUGUAAGCAAUGUGGGAAAGCCUUCACAUGUUCUACAUAUCUUCACCAACAUGAAAGAACUCACAGUGAAAAGAAAUCCAGUGGAUAGAACUUAAACCAAUGUAAAUCAUUUGAGAGUCUUUGUAUCCAGCUUGCUGUUAUCAUAAGAAAAGAAGGAAAUAUGGAGAGAAACCAAGAGAAUAUGAGCAAUUGUGUAAUUUUUAGUUACAUUGCAAGUAUACAUAGGAUAUAAAACCUGUUGUACCAGGCUUGUUGGUGCAUGCCUUUUAGUCUAACACUAGGGCAAUGGAAGUUUAGAGAAUUACAACAUUCAAUAAACCUUAGGCUACCUGAAGGGUUUGAGCAAUGCUUGAGAGAUUUAAGAAGUACAAUUUCUAACCAAGUGAAAUUGUCAUUGUACAAAAUAAAAGAAAAUUGUACAUUUUAAAUAAGAGUCAUUACAUUUUUUCAUGUAGUUCAAUAUUGUAUAAGCAAGAAAUGUGAAGAAACAGGCAAUUUUUUUGUACACUAUUAAUUAAAACCUGAAAUACACUAAAACUGUAAUAAAUGAUUUUAUUUUUGUUCUAUUCUUAAGCAUUUACUUAAAAAUAACUGAAAAACUUUUUAAGUAUGGUUUAGCAAAUAAAAUAAAUAUUUCACCUGACUGUUUCUUCAGUGGCAGGAAAACUGGGGCAGAACAGGAAAUUGAGCCCACAGAAAGCCCCCAAGACACACUGUAAGGAACAACAGUAGCAACUGUAUAAAGAAACCACUUGAAUUUUGGUGAUAAAAGUCUGUUUGGUAAAUUAAUUGAAUUUCAAUUUAAUGGCUGCUGUUUUUCAAAACAAGUAAUGCAAUUUCUUUUGUUAGAAGGCUGUGUGAGAUUUGUUGAAUUCAAAUGUAUUUGUAAUCAUCCAGUAUAUUUAAUCUUUAGGUAUAUUUUGAAUAAUCUUGUUUCCUGUAAAGUUAUGAAGGUAUACUUGCUGUUAGUAUUUUUCAGGCUGUUAUUUUAUGGCAUGUUCUUUUUUGAUAAUAUUAAUUAUUUUGCAGUUUCUUUACAUUUAGGUGCAUACUUGUGAGUAACAUUCUUACAUAGAUUUUAUAUUUUGUAGUUUUAAUGUAUAUUUUCUUCCAAUAAGUUUUUGGUAUUUUAUUAUUUAUUUUGUACAAGUAUGUUUGUGUGUGUCUGCCACAGCACAGGUAUGGAGAACAUUCAAGAGUUGCUUCCCUACCAGACUUCCUUAGCAAGCACCUUUACUCACUGAGCCUUGUCAUCAGCCCCAAAUGUGAUUUUUGUCCUGUUGUUUUCUUUUGGGUUUGUUGUUGUUGUUGUUGUUGUUGUUUGUUGGGUUUGU